Dracunculus medinensis (Guinea worm) is the source of this 1434-nucleotide messenger RNA. NCBI's taxonomy places the organism in Eukaryota, Metazoa, Nematoda, Chromadorea, Rhabditida, Dracunculidae. The record is from the annotation of a GenBank genome assembly.
AAUACAGUUAAGCCACAAAAUGUUUACGGAAUAAAAGUGAAUAAUGAUGAUGCAGUAUUUGUACCAAAGUUAAAAAUUAAGCAUAAUAGUCUUCCAUUAACGGCGUCCAAUUUGCGGGUAAUUGAUGAAGAUACAGAAAUUCUUGGUAUCUAUGAUCAAGAUUCCUUCGGUCACCCUUAUCAAUUUGAAAUUUCUCAUUUGAAAAUUCCUGAUCGGCAAUUAAAAAGUGGGGUCAUUCGAGAACCGCUGGCACUUUCAAAAACAGAUUUAAUCCUCAUUGAUACGAAAGAAAAGCUAGAAACGCUGCGCGAUACUCUAUGUUCUGUUGAAGAAUUUGCUGUUGAUCUCGAGCAUAAUUCAUAUCGGUCUUUUCUCGGAUUGACAUGUUUAAUUCAAAUCUCAACGAGAAAAAAUGACUAUAUAAUUGAUCCUUUUCCAAUUUGGAACGAGGUUUUGUUUUCAUUUGAUUCAUUUUUAAAUCAUAGAAAUUUCCAGGUUUUUCAUGGUCCAGAGUUAGAUGUUUUAUGGUUACAACGAGAUUUUGGUAUUUACGUUGUGAAUAUGUUUGAUACGCAUUCUGCAAUGAAAGCUUUAAAUUAUCCGCGAUUUUCUCUCCAAUUUCUCAUUGAAAGUCAUUUCGAUGUUAAUAUCGAUAAGCAGUUGCAAAAAUCUGAUUGGACUAUGAGGCCAUUGUCUGAUGCACAUAUAGAGUAUGCUCGUAAAGACACACAUUAUUUGCUAUCCUGUUACGAUUAUUUGCGUGAAAGCUUGAUAAAUUUGGAGCACGAAAUGCCUGGAAUUUUGCAAAAGACUUAUGAGGACUCUAAAAACAUAUGUCUUUUGUCAUACAGUAAGCCAAAAUUUCAACGUACUGGCUUCGAAAAAUUACUUCAAGGUCGGAAAUCUAUUAACAAUAAACAACGUUAUGCUCUGAGUGCUUUGUGGCAAUGGCGGGAUACACUUGCAAGAUUGGAAGAUGAAAGUCAUCAUUAUAUUUUGCCAAAUCAUAUGUUGCUUCAAAUCGCUGAGAUAUUGCCUCGAGAACAACAGGGUAUUCUAGCUUGCUGUAGUCCUAUACCAAAACUUCUAAAGCAAGAACUUCAUACUGUUCAUCGAAUAAUUAGUGCAGCCCGCGAUCUACCUCUGAAAAAGGAGGAAACAUACGAUGUCUCAAAUUACAUAUCAGUUACUUUCGAGAAAUUUAUGUCUAAUCUCAAUAAGAUGACCAAAUUGAAAGCUCUCUUAGGUGAAAUUCAUGAAAUUGGAAUGCCUUCGUCUUAUGAUAAUGUGACUAUGUGUUUGAUUAAUAAAAAACUUGAUGAAUGGGCAUCACCAUUCGAAAGUUAUUUACUUUCUUUAAAGGAGGAUUUGAAGAAUAUAGUAAGCUUUAUUAUUUUAAUUUUUUCUGCAUCAUUCAUCAUUUUUGAUAGUUGA